This is a messenger RNA of Gossypium arboreum, 1325 nucleotides long. Its product is annotated as EPIDERMAL PATTERNING FACTOR-like protein 6. Lineage: Eukaryota; Viridiplantae; Streptophyta; Magnoliopsida; Malvales; Malvaceae. Gene Ontology annotation, biological process: stomatal complex development; guard cell differentiation. Bases 789 to 1223 code for a protein of 144 amino acids. The record is from RefSeq and is a predicted model, not a curated record. The transcript has 3 exons.
AGUGAAAUAUUUGCAUGCCAAGGACCAAACUAUUGUAAAGCAGGUGAUGGAGACCCUAGAGGCUAGAGGUGGUUGAAACAAGAGUAGCUCAGACAUUCAUGUGGACAGAUACAAACAUAUUAAUUAAUUUCAUACUUAGUUAGAUAUAGUAUGAUUGAUUAAAUGAAUUAGUUACUCUCUUUUUCCGUCCUUGGAAUCUAAUCACUAGCUAGCUCCUAAGUCUUAAACUAGAUAUGAGAGGGUAUAAAGUUCCAGGAUUUUAUGACAAUGACAUUAACAAUGUUUGGUGGUAUUGUGAAAAUUAAAGGAAAAACUCGAAAGCAACGGAAGAGAUAAAGAGAGAGAGUGUGUGAGGGGGGGGGGGUGGGGUGGGGUUUGGAUGGAUGGAGCAGAGGUGGAUGUUGGUGUGAAUGUAUUUCUGAGUUUGGGAAUCACAGAAAGACAGUGAAGAAAGCCUGCAACAGAAUCCAACAUCCAAACAUGGUAAAGCUUAGGAAGCCACCAUCCGCAUAGAUUCACAAUCUUUUUUCUCUCUUCUGCUGCUGCAUCCAUGUAAAAUAACCCCUCUUAGCUACGUGCCGCCCACUUGUUUCCAACUCCUCUCUACAGAUAUAUAUAGAAAGAGAGUUCAAAAUUAACAACCCUCUUCUCUUUCUCCAACAUGAAAUUUAUUAACUAGUGGUUUGGCCUCACACUUGCAUGGAAUAUGGAGGAACCCUUUCAUUUUCUCUCUGCUUAGCUUCAUAAUUCGCUUCCUCUCAAUCUUCCAAGUCUCAAAAGAAAGAAUCAUGGAGAGUAAGGGAUACAGAAAACUAAACCUCACCCACAAAUCUCACUUGCUUUUCUGUUUCUCAGUUUGGGUAUUGGUUAGCAUCAUCACCACUGCAACCACAUGCCAACGAGCAGAUUUCAGUUUUCUACUGUUUGCUCAAGCCGCGGAUGGUAUUUGUUCUCAGGUGAUGACUAGGAUUCGGUUGUCACAGGAAAUUGCCCAGGAGAACCAAGUGUCUAUUCCUGUUGAAAUCCAAGGACACCCUUCAAGCUUGCCCAGGAGAGUUUUGAGCGGCCCCGGAUCAUCCCCGCCACGGUGUGCCUCAAAGUGCGGCAAGUGCACGCCGUGCAAGCCUGUUCACGUGCCGGUACCUCCUGGAACACCGGUCACUGCCGAGUACUAUCCAGAAGCAUGGAGGUGUAAAUGUGGCAAUAAGUUGUACAUGCCAUGAUGCUCGUAAUUUUGUUUGGUCAUAUAAAUAUAUGUGUAGUGCUAGUACAUGUGACAAUGGAGAACAAUGAAUAGACCAUUGCUGGUUUUACUGUGAUUAAAA